AACCGAGACGACGCCAAUCAAACAAAAGGCUAUUCUCGACAACGUUCCAUUCCCAUGGGAACCCUUGCCAGUUGAGCUCAAAGUCGAAAUCCUCAGGUACUGGCUGGUAGUACGCAUCUCCGUUGAGCAUAAUCACAAGCACAAGAUUAUCUCUUUGUUCCUUACGAGCAAAGGCAUGCGUAAGAUUGCGCUGGAUGUUUGGGGCCAGAACCUUUUCAGGCUACGUUUCAGACCCGUGGCAGGACAUAUCCAGGGUGAACCACGUCAAGUGAAUCUUGCGAUGACACGUCCAUCGCCAGGGAGACAUUGUCGCGGGUCACACGUGCGUUUCGACGUUCCUCGCAUGCUGAGUUGGCGCAAGCAUAUACUCGUAGACAAAGGGUCAUAUCCGCGAUGGGAUGACUGCCAGGAACGAGUCAACGUAUGGCGUCGUCUCUUGACUUCACAAAAUCCUCUGGUAGAUUCACAUGAUACCGCCUGGCAGCAGGAACUUCCAAACCCACGAGACUUGUGUGUCAUCCUGAAAACGGAGAGGACACCCUUGCUUUGGCAUCAGAGCAUCGAAAGAUUCCUGAACGCUGGGCUCUGCCAUUUGCGCGCCGAUCGCGUCACGGUGAGAACCGAUGGCUGGCAGGGAGACUCUUACUGCGUGACAGCAACGGACUUUGACAAUAGCGGUCGCGAAGUGCGUGGAUUUGCAAUGGUCAGACAUUGUCCGCAUCGUUGCGCCGCGGGACCCGCGAUAGGUCUAAGAGCGCUAAUGGAGCGACCUCGUCGCGUGGCUGAGAAAGAGUGAAGGAUACAACAGGCCGUUGUGGAUGGGCGCUCGAAGUUGUGUAGAGCCGUGAAGGGUCGCUGGGAAUUGUACUGGUAGAUGAUAAACGUUGAUCAGCGUAGCACCGUUCAACGACUGUACUCCACAGAGGUAGUGCGUGAA
This is a messenger RNA of Macroventuria anomochaeta, 937 nucleotides long. RefSeq lists its product as uncharacterized. The transcript has a single exon. The record is from RefSeq and is a predicted model, not a curated record. Bases 176 to 796 code for a protein of 206 amino acids. Lineage: Eukaryota; Fungi; Ascomycota; Dothideomycetes; Pleosporales; Didymellaceae.